AUGGCCUGCCCUCACGACCCUAACCCCUUCUUCACGCCUUCCUCUCCCCUGUUCCAGCCACGCUCGGCCAGACCCGAAGACCUCCUGCCAGAGGCCACACCUGUGCCACCUUGCUGCCGGGAGCUCCACUCCAUCUGCUGCACUUCGGCCACCACAACACAGCAACGCCAGGCCACCACGGCACCACCCCCUUGUUCCUCUGCUGUCUGCUUUCUUCCCCGCAAACUCGAGCUCGACCUCACCCUGCUUCACAGACCAUCACUCUUCAUCUCCUCUCCAACUUGCCACGGCCACCCUGCACACAGCCUCUCCCACACCACCGACAUCACCACCAACAACCGACACCCUCUUCCACACCCCAAGGCGGCCAACACUGCCAAGGAGAUCGGGACAAAGUCGCAGGGGCAGAGCCGCAGGUAUCACCCACAGCACCAGCAUGAACUUCCAUUCACAACACCCCUUGCAUCUCCGGCAACUAUCGCCGUUCACCGUCGCCGUGCCCAGCUCCGGUCACCUUCUCCGGCUGUCAGUCCAGCAGUAACCCUCCCGGCGGUACAGCCCCAGCGACCUCCUGUGCACGCCAUCGCCGCCUUACCCCAGCCUCCCUCCGGCAGCACCCCACGCCCUCACGACCCUAACCCCUUCUUCACGCCUUCCUCUCCCCUGUUCCAGCCACGCUCGGCCAGACCCGAAGACCUCCUGCCAGAGGCCACACCUGUGCCACCUUGCUGCCGGGAGCUCCACUCCAUCUGCUGCACUUCGGCCACCACAGCACAACAACGCCAGGCCACCACGGCACCACCCCCUUGUUCCUCUACUGCCUGCUUUCUUCCCCGCAAACCCGAGCUCGACCUCACCCUGCUUCACAGACCAUCACUCUUCAUCUCCUCUCCAACUUGCCACGGCCACCCUGCACACAGCCUCUCCCACACCACCGACAUCACCACCAACAACCGACACCCUCUUCCACACCCCAAGGCGGCCAACACUGCCAAGGAGAUCGGGACAAAGUCGCAGGGGCAGAGCCGCAGGUAUCACCCACAGCACCAGCAGCAACUUCCAUUCACAACACCCCUUGCAUCUCCGGCAACUAUCGCCGUUCACCGUCGCCGUGCCCAGCUCCGGUCACCUUCUCCGGCUGUCAGUCCAGCAGUAACCCUCCCGGCGGUACAGCCCCAGCGACCUCCUGUGCACGCCAUCGCCGCCUUACCCCAGCCUCCCUCCGGCAGCACCCCACGGUAG
Malania oleifera is the source of this 1242-nucleotide messenger RNA. RefSeq lists its product as uncharacterized. The transcript is spliced from 3 exons. Lineage: Eukaryota; Viridiplantae; Streptophyta; Magnoliopsida; Santalales; Ximeniaceae. Bases 1 to 1242 code for a protein of 413 amino acids. The record is from RefSeq and is a predicted model, not a curated record.